Messenger RNA from Panicum virgatum (switchgrass), 2651 nucleotides. Its product is annotated as vacuolar protein sorting-associated protein 52 A-like. The record is from RefSeq and is a predicted model, not a curated record. Gene Ontology annotation, biological process: endocytic recycling; Golgi to vacuole transport; retrograde transport, endosome to Golgi. The coding region runs from base 152 to 2362 and encodes 736 amino acids. Gene Ontology annotation, molecular function: syntaxin binding. Lineage: Eukaryota; Viridiplantae; Streptophyta; Magnoliopsida; Poales; Poaceae. The transcript is spliced from 18 exons. Gene Ontology annotation, cellular component: GARP complex.
UGUGGUGUCCCUCCAUUUCCCGGGGACCCUGUUCCCAGCCCCGUCCGAUCCGACUCCACCCCCCACCGCCACCGGCGGCAGAUCUAGAUCGGAGCCAGCCAGCCAGCCGGCCGGCGCCGUCCGCCUCCGCCCCGGCGAUCUCCGACCCGAGAUGGAGGCCGUCCCCGCCGCGGAGGCCCUCGACGGGCACAAGGACCGGUUCGAUCUCGGGGUCUUCGUCGGCGACCUCGCCCUCGACGAGGAACUCACCAGUGACGAUGAGUCCCUGGAGGGGCUGCAGCAGGAGCUCGACGACUGCAAGGAUGACCAGGAGGUCGCGAACAUCCUGGCCAACGGCAUCAAGCUGCGCGAGUACACAAAAGGCGUCGAGAAUAACAUACGCCAAGUCGAGCUGGAUUCCAUACAGGAUUACAUUAAGGAGAGUGAAAAUCUAGUUUCGCUGCAUGAUCAAAUUCGCGAUUGUGACAAUAUUUUGUCCCAAAUGGAAACGGUUCUGACUGGAUUCCAGACAGAAAUUGGUUCCAUAAGUUCAGAGAUAAAGGUCCUUCAGGAGAAAUCUAUGGACAUGGGAUUAAAGCUGAAAAAUCGUAAGGCUGCAGAGUCUAAAUUGUCAAAAUUUGUCGAGGAUAUAAUCGUACCUCCAAGAAUGAUUGACAUAAUUGUUGAUGGAGAGGUCAAUGAUGAAUAUAUGAAAACACUUGAGACUCUAAGCAAAAAAAUCAAGUUCAUUGAUGCUGAUCCUAUGGUUAAAUCAUCCAAGGCUUUAAAAGAUGUUCAGCCUGAGGUUGAGAGACUACGGCAGAAAGCUGUCUCAAAGAUUUUUGAGUUUGUCAUCCAAAAGUUCUAUGCCUUGAGAAAACCCAAAACUAAUAUUCAGAUUCUACAGCAGAGUGUUCUUCUUAAAUACAAAUACACAAUAAUUUUCCUUAAGGAACAUGCUAAGGAGAUAUAUGCAGAAGUUCGUGCGGCAUAUAUUGAUACCAUGAAUAAGGUACUAAGUGCACAUUUUCGUGCGUACAUACAAGCACUAGAGAAACUACAGAUGGACAUAGCUACUUCCACCGACUUACUUGGUGUUGAAACCAGAAGUACAGGCUUCCUUUUCUCCAUUGGAAAAGAAUCUCUGAAAACCCGUUCUUCAGUGUUUGCUUUGGGUGAACGAAUAAACAUAUUGAAGGAAAUUGAUCAGCCAGCAUUGAUACCUCAUAUAGCUGAAGCAAAGUCACAGAAAUACCCAUAUGAAGUUCUUUUCAGAAGCUUGCAGAAACUUCUUAUUGACACAGCCACUUCUGAGUACCUGUUCACUGAUGAUUUCUUCGGCGAAGAAUCUAUAUUCCAUGAUAUAUUUGCAGGACCAAUUCAAGUGGUUGAUGAACAUUUCAAUGCUGUACUCCUGAACUGUUAUGAUGCAAUCGGAAUAAUGCUUAUGAUCAGAAUAAUUCAUCAGCACCAGCUCAUCAUGUUCAGACGGCGAAUCCCAUGUUUGGACUCUUACCUAGACAAGGUUAAUAUGUCACUCUGGCCUCGGUUCAAGAUGGUGUUUGACUUGCAUUUGAACAGCUUGCGAAAUGCAAAUAUUAAGACACUUUGGGAGGAUGAUGUCCAUCCACACUAUGUCACAAGGAGAUAUGCUGAAUUUACAGCUUCUCUAGUUCAUCUCAAUGUUGAACAUGGGGAUGGUCAGCUUGAUCUUAAUUUGGAGCGAUUGCGGAUGGCUAUUGAGGACUUGCUUGUUAAGUUGGCUAAGAUGUUCAGUAAACCGAAGCAGCAAACUAUUUUCUUGAUAAAUAAUUAUGAUUUAACAAUUGCCAUUUUGAAGGUAGCCAUUCUCCAACUAAUUUUAAGUGCUGGUGUUUUAUGUUGUAACUUUUCAAUACAAAUCUAUAAAAUAACCACCGCCUCAUUCAAUCUGAUGUUUGUCAAAAAGGAGGCUGGAACAGAGGGAGGGAAGGCACAACUCCACUUCGAGGAGGUUCUUAAGAGCAACAUUGCAAUUUAUGUGGAAGAGUUGCUCCAGGAGCAUUUCAGUGACCUGAUCAGAUUUGUCAAAACUCGUCCUGCGGAUGAAACGGCUACGAGUUCAGAGAAAGUCAGCAUUUCUGAAGUUGAACCGCUGGUAAAGGAUUUCGCUAGCCGGUAUAAGGCUGCGAUUGAGCUGAUGCACAAAGAUGUGAUCACGUCUUUCAGCAACUUCCUGUGCGGGAUGGAGAUCCUGAGGGCAGCGCUCGCCCAGCUCCUGCUGUACUACACCAGGCUCACCGAGUGUGUCAAGAGGAUCAAUGGAGGCUCUGCUCUGAACAAGGACCUGGUGUCCAUAUCCUCCAUCCUGUUCGAGAUCAAGAAGUAUUCUAGGACCUUUUAGUUGCUUCACCCCCUUCCAUGUACACUUAGACGACUAGUUAAGGGGUGGCGGUGUAGUGUAAUGGCAAGCUGGCAUGUGCUACUGCAGAUGAAACAAGAGCAAUUUGUUGUGAUUUGUAGCUCCGUCGGUGUUAUUUGGCCGUUGGCCCCUACCCUUUUCCAGCACAGAACCGUGGCCUUAAUGCUGUUGUUAUAUUAUAGUGUAUACGCUCGAGAUAUGUAUCAAAUGUUACUGCUUAAUGUAAUUCUCUUACAAGAAUGGUGAUUUUGUGGUCUGUUUAGGACCUGUU